AUGUCUAAAAGACCCUAUUUAAGUGUAAAACUUAUUUCUCUUGGUCAAAUAAUACCAAAUAUACAUUAUGGCACUAAUUCUCAUUAUUGGUGGAGAGUAAAAAAUGAUAGUUUAAUUGAAGAAGGUAUUUUUCUUUAUCCUGUUCGAAUUGGUUGGCAAACUCUUUUUGAGCAAAAUAAUAAACGUUUUUAUAUGCAUAUUACAGAAGGGCAUAAACACAAUGAAAUAGAACCAGGAUAUCGAUGUCAAACUGGUAGUAAUUAUAGUAGUAUCGAAAUAACUUCGAGUUUAGCAGUUAUAAGCUUGUAUCAAAAACUUUUUCCAAGCUCAAAAACUAAAUUUUCUGGUCCAUAUGUAUUAGGGUGGGAUGAUGAUGAGUUAUUAGAAUUAUCUUUAGAAAGUAUUCAAUUUCGCCCAUUUGCUUUUAAAGUCAAAAAAUAUUUGGUUUAUAUAACUAGUUUAGGAAUUGGAAAUAAUAUAAAUAUGAUGAGAGCUGGUAUCGGAUUUAUGUCAUCUUUUUUUGGUGAAUUUAAAAAGAAACGUACAUUAUUUGUACAAACAAUUGAAAAAGAUAAUUGUCAAAAAAAUGUUGGCUUAUAUAAAAAAUUUCGUGGAACGCAAUUAUUUGGACUUGAACAUUCAUUAACCCAAAAAAUUAUCAGUAAUCAAUAUAUACCAACUUGUAUUGCAAUUGCAUGGAAUAAUGAAAUUGUGAUGAAUAGUAUCCCAAUUAUUGAAUUGCGCAAAAAAUUACAACAAUUAUACCCACCUCAAUAUGUACUUAGUGAACGUGAAUUAUGUGCUUGGAGAACUAUGCUGAAAGCGAGUGGAUGUACAAAUAUUUCACCCUUUGAAAAAGGCCAAUCAGAAUAUGAAUUUUGGUCACGGAGCUCUACAUCAAAUAUAGAUCAAAAUACUUUGCAACUUUUAUAUAAUAGUGGAUUUAUUCAUACUACACCUAAUUAUGUAAUUGAUAUUAGUAAUAAAUUUUGGAAAUGUUUUCAAAAAUCUCUAAAUAAUAACAAAAAUAGAAUAGAUGUAAAAAUUCGAAUUCUUUCAAUAAUCGCUAAUGAAUUUAGUUAUGACGAACUUCAGAAAAAUUUUAAAGUUUCUUCUAAAACGAUUGCUAAAGCUCGAGCUUAUUGUAAUAUUAACGGUCCAGGAAGUUUAAUGCAUAAUAAACCUACAAUUACAAGAGUUCGCAUUAGUGAAGAAAGUGAAAAACAGUUUGAAUAUUUUUUUUCUGAUAAGAAUAUAGUAAAUCUAAGUUCUUACAAAGUAGACAAAUAUGGAUUACCAUUGAAAUAUCUCAAAGACCAAAAAGAAACACUAACUACAUUUUUAACACGGUUAAAAGAUGGACCUUAUUGUUAUAAAAACGAUCUAGGUGGUCUGUGUCUUACAUGUGCUGAAUAUGGUUAUAACGUAUUUGAUAACUUGAAAGAGCUGAUUAAUAAAAAAAUUGAAAAUAAAAAUGAACAAAUUGCACAUGCUAUCAAACGUUAUAUUCGGUUGGGCUAUAAUAUAAAUGAAGGAGAUAAUAUAGUAAAAGCGAUUAGUAAUAUUAAAGGCACAAGUGUUGCUAAUAUUCAACCAAAUAGAAAUUAUAAGAACAUCAAAAAGCCAAAGCUCACUGGAAUAUCAAAUUGGUUUGAAUUUAAGUGGCCAAUAGAUUGUGAGCUUACAGGUUUUAUUUGCGCACGAGCUCUACCUCACUUCGGAACUUGGAACAACUUUUCACCUGUGGUUAUUAGUAAAUCAAGAGAUGAGAUUGAGCAACCCAAGCCAAGCCCUAAAGUAUCAGACCAUACGAUUAUAGAUACACCUUGGGUAGUUUCUUUACCAUCAAAUAGCCCUGAUCCAACCAGGUUGUCAAUAUCAGAGAUCAAAAGAGAACUUGAGCAAAGAGGUUUGAGUUAUAAUACUGAUGAGAAUAAAACUAACUUGAUUAGCCUAUUAAAAGAGAAUAUUCAACAAGAAACAUCAAAUAUGAUAAAGGAGAUGAAAGAUGCACAUGAAUUAUGUAUAGUGAUCAAUGAUGAGGGAGGAGGCAAACACAUGACAGAAACUGUAAAAGAAAUAUUGAAAAGCUUCUUUCAUGCCAGUGACGAGGAUAAAAGCGAGAGAUAUACAGCAAAAGAAAUGCUUCAAGAUCUGCAACAAAGGAAACAAAUGGAAGAGUUAGAGGCUGAAGAGAUUCCAAAUCUUAAAACGAUUGAGAACUAG
Scutellospora calospora is the source of this 2226-nucleotide messenger RNA. The record is from the annotation of a GenBank genome assembly. Lineage: Eukaryota; Fungi; Glomeromycota; Glomeromycetes; Diversisporales; Gigasporaceae.